AUGUGCAUUUUGGUAUAUUCAUGUCCCCACAGCGGGAUCUUCACAGGCCCCCCAAAGGCUCACGAUACUUCAGCUGCGGAAUAUUCACUAAAGGCCAGUACUUGUACAAAGUCUGUUCUAAAGGCAGUUGAGCUGAAUUCUACUAAACUAUUCUGUUUGCCAGCAGAUGUUAAGGUUGUGUUGAAGAUCAUUAAACAUUACCAGGAAGAAGGACAGGGAAAUGAAGUGGUCCAAGGAGUGCUGCUUGGUCUUGUGGUGGAUGACAGACUUGAAAUCACAAAUUGCUUCCCUUUCCCGCAGCAUACAGAAGAUGAUGCAGACUUUGAUGAAGUUCAAUACCAGAUGGAAAUGAUGCGAAGCCUGCGCCACGUAAACAUUGAUCAUCUUCACGUUGGCUGGUACCAGUCCACAUACUAUGGCUCUUUUGUCACCCGUGCCCUCCUGGACUCCCAGUUCAGUUACCAGCAUGCAAUUGAGGAGUCUGUAGUUCUCAUUUACGAUCCCAUUAAGACUGCCCAAGGAUCUUUGUCUCUGAAGGCAUAUAGGCUGACUCCCAAACUGAUGGAAGUUUGCAAGGAAAAAGAUUUCUCUCCAGAAGCCUUGAAAAAAGCAAAUAUUGCAUAUGAAAACAUGUUUGAAGAAGUACCUAUCGUCAUUAAGAAUUCAUACCUGAUCAAUGUGAUGUUGUGGGAACUGGAAAAGAAAUCCGCAGUAGCCGAUAGACAUGAGUUGCUCAGUCUGGCUAGCAGUAAUCACCUUGGGAAGAGUCUGCAGCUGCUGAUGGACAGAGUGGAUGAGAUGAGCCAAGACAUUGUUAAAUACAAUACCUACCUGAGGAACGUAAGCAAGCAGCAGCAGCAGAAACAUCAGUAUCAGCAGAGACGUCAGCAAGAAAAUAUACAGCGUCAAAGCCGAGGAGAGCCCCCCCUUCCUGAGGAGGACAUCAAUAAGCUUUUUAAACCACCGCAACCACCACCAAGAAUGGAGUCACUCCUUAUUGCAGGUCAAAUUAAUACCUACUGCCAGAAUAUUAAGGAGUUCAACGCACAGAACCUGGGCAAGCUUUUCAUGGCUCAGGCUCUCCAGGAUUACAACAACUGAAGAAACUUUGCUGUAGCCCUCAACAUGAAGAGUUAUUUACAGCUUUACACUGUUCAUGAUCAUCUUGAAAAUUUAUUAUUUUGGGAGGAAAUUCUUGUAAAACAGAGUCAACUUGGUUUAUGUAGAAUUCUCUUAUAAGAAAAAUAAAGGCACAUUUUAAUGAUA
Molecule: messenger RNA, 1266 nt
Organism: Ficedula albicollis (Collared flycatcher)
Lineage: Eukaryota; Metazoa; Chordata; Aves; Passeriformes; Muscicapidae
Gene: EIF3H
Product: eukaryotic translation initiation factor 3 subunit H
Exons: 9
Coding region: 1-1101 (366 amino acids)
Cellular component (GO): cytoplasm; eukaryotic 43S preinitiation complex; eukaryotic translation initiation factor 3 complex
Molecular function (GO): metallopeptidase activity; protein binding; translation initiation factor activity
Source: RefSeq, a predicted model, not a curated record